Molecule: messenger RNA, 1696 nt
Organism: Hypomesus transpacificus
Lineage: Eukaryota; Metazoa; Chordata; Actinopteri; Osmeriformes; Osmeridae
Gene: odr4
Product: odr-4 GPCR localization factor homolog
Exons: 14
Coding region: 120-1520 (466 amino acids)
Biological process (GO): intracellular protein localization
Cellular component (GO): endomembrane system
Source: RefSeq, a predicted model, not a curated record
GUUUGUAAUAUCGCGAAGUCUUGCGCAGGUGACACAUAGCCUAGACGGCGUAAUCAAAAGCGAAGUGCUACUCACCAAACAAGCAGGUUCUCCCGCUGUGUGAGUGCAGGCAGCUGAAGAUGGGGCGUGGCUACAUUGUGGAGGAGAUAGUGCAAAAGUACCUGUUCAACCUCACAGCUGCAGGAGCGACCAGCGUGACCGGACUGCUGAUCGGACAGAGCGCCCCCCAGAGGGACUACGUGGUACUGGCAGCCAGGACCCCUCCGAGGGACCAGACCGGAGAGGAGCGGGGCCAAGCGUCCAGCGCCACAGCAGCUGGAACAUCAUUGGACCAUGAGACGGAUGUGGAGUGGGUGUCAGAGCACGCUCGUCAGGUCUCCAGGAUGUUGCCGGGGGGCCUGUCUGUAGUGGGAGUGUUCCUCCUCACCCCCCCUGAGGGGGCUAAGGAGGCGCAGAACACGCUCCGACGGCUGGUGUUUGCGGUGGACAAGCUCAUCUCUGGCUGUCGUCUGUGGAGCCUGUCAGAGGAUGAUGUCACUGACAGAGUCACACUUCACAUCUGCUCCACAACUAGGAAAAUGGUCUGUAGAACGUUUGAUGUAGGAGACCCAAAGAGCUCAGCCAAGCCUGCUGAUUGGAAGCCCCAGGCAGGCGUGUGUGUGUCGUGGCCCGUGGUGACGUGUAGUGUGGAUGUGGACCUUCUGAUUCCCCUGGCGCACACACACUCUCCUGGGGACGUGGAGAGCUGCAUGAAGGCAGGGCUCCAGACCUGGGCUCAGCAGAUAGAGCGAGGUGUGUGUCUGCUGAACGGCAGAGUGAUGUCUGAUGACUCGGAGCUGGGAGGAGGAGGAGGAGGAGGAGGGCAGAAGAAAAACACGAAAGCCGUCCAGCAGACCUUCAGAGCCCAGAUCUUGGUCAAAACGGCGGCCCCUCCUCCAGAGCCAGGCCCAGCCCAGGUGGAGGCGUGUGGGGGCGUGGCCAGACUGGGGGGCGUGGUCAGCUGCAGAGCCUUCCUCCACAGCAACAAACCCAGAGCCAGGCAGGCUGCACAGGUUAUAAAGAGAGACGUCAUCGCCACGGUGACCACCAGGGUGGAGAUGCUGCUGGAGGACCACUUGAUGAGCGAGGGGGGCGACGGAGGGUUAGCAGGGGACCAGCAGCAGCUUCCUGUCAGGGUGUUUGCUGCGGCGCCGUGCGGAGGUGUGUGUGUGUGCGACUACAUGUUUGCCGACGAGGGAUUGGCUGACGUGAGCGAGCGAAUCAGAGAGAUGCUGGACUGGGACACGCCCCCGGAGGACUUGGAGGUCACACAGGAAGUCAGAUCAGAGCCCUGCUCUAUGAGCUCAGAGGAAGCAGAUCUUCACAAUGUCAUGACCCCGACGACCUCCAUGACCCCACAGGCCCCGCCCCCUGACCACCCCCAGAAAGAGAGUUCCUUACAGUACUACGCUGGUGUCGCCAUGGCAACGGCCGUCGCCCUCCUCGCCACGGCAACAUCACUGCUGUACCUCAGUGACUAAUGGAAUGUGGACACAUUCUUUCUCUUCCACCUUCAGAGUGUGUUGAUAUCCUUCCACUACUUGUUUGUUGAUUGAAUAAAAGUUGACAAUUGUCUUUCUGUAAGCAACAAGACUUUUAUUUUCAUUUUCAUAAAUUCUUAAUGAACAGACUUAAAUAAACGACAAACUAUUGCGUU